Messenger RNA from Pisolithus orientalis, 1616 nucleotides. RefSeq lists its product as uncharacterized. Gene Ontology annotation, cellular component: mitochondrion. NCBI's taxonomy places the organism in Eukaryota, Fungi, Basidiomycota, Agaricomycetes, Boletales, Pisolithaceae. Bases 51 to 1514 code for a protein of 487 amino acids. The transcript has 4 exons. Gene Ontology annotation, biological process: asparaginyl-tRNA aminoacylation. The record is from RefSeq and is a predicted model, not a curated record. Gene Ontology annotation, molecular function: ATP binding; asparagine-tRNA ligase activity; nucleic acid binding.
UCUGCUUGAAAGUUAAGAGUUGGAGUGGCUGUGUGUCUUUUUCGUACCGUAUGCUCCUCCGGCGACUUGCGUCAACAUCGGCGUGGACACUUCCCCCAUCCAUUCGUCAGAUUUUAUCCUCUGGCCACGACUCGGCGAACAAGGUGCAGUUGUGUGGAUGGAUUAAAUCCGUGCGACGACAAAAAAAUGUCACGUUUGCGGUCAUCAGCGAUGGAAGCUGUCCCACUGGAUUACAGGCCGUCCUAAGCAACACCCUCAGCAGCCAACUCAAGCUUGGCCUAACGAACGGCGCCAGCGUUCGCGUAUCCGGUUCACUUGUCAACAGUCGAGGGACGGGUCAGGCAAAGGAGCUUCAAGUGGAUUCAAUAGACGUGCUCGGAGAAUGCAAUCCAGAGACGUAUCCUAUCCAGAAGCAGACGCUUUCCGUGGAUUACCUGCGAGACCAUGCUCAUCUACGAGCUCGAACAGAUACAAACGCUUCCAUUUUGCGCCUGCGAGAUUCCCUGACGAAAGUCAUGCAGCGCUUUUAUGAGAGGCAUGAUUUUUGCUAUGUACAUACUCCCAUUCUCACGUCGAGUGACUGCGAAGGUGCCGGAGAAACUUUCCGUGUGACGCCGUCUUCUGCUGUCCCCUCCCAUGUCCCAGACCUUCUUGACCCUUCUGACUCGCCCUCGUCGGAAUUCUUCUCCAAGCCCGCCUAUCUAACGGUAUCAUCCCAACUACACCUUGAAGCCCUCGCGUCAUCACUUUCACGAGUGUACACCCUCUCACCGUGCUUUCGCGCCGAGAGAUCCCAGACAAACCGACAUCUCGCUGAGUUCUGGAUGCUCGAGGCAGAGUGGACGUGGGCACGAGAAAUCAAUGAUGUAUGUCAACUCGUCGAAGCAUGUCUCAAGGAUGCCUUGGUUUUCGGGAUCGGCGGAGAAGAACGGCGAGCACUCGCGAAGGGGGUUCCUGACUACGACCAGAAGCUCCGAUGUUUAGAGGAUGCAGCGAGCUCUAAACCUUGGAUUCGAUUGACCUACACCGAAGCCAUCUUAGAGCUGGAGAAAUAUGCAGCUGCAGCUGGACCGAAAGCUUCCACGUUCCAGUUCAAACCUCAGUGGGGCUGCGCUCUUCAGAGCGAACACGAACGGUGGCUAAGCGAGGUGCUCGUAAAAGGCCCGGUCUUCGUAACAGAUUAUCCAAGCUCUCUAAAACCAUUCUACAUGCGGACGAAUGACGAUGGCAAGUCAGUCGCCUGCUUUGACCUCCUGGUUCCGUAUAUCGGCGAACUGGUGGGUGGAUCGCUAAGAGAAGAGAGGUUGGAUGUGCUUCGCUCACGGAUGAGUGCGCUUGGCAUGGAUACCGAGGGCGAGGAGUAUAAAUGGUACUUGGACCUGAGAAGGUUUGGGAGUGCACCUCAUGGUGGAUUUGGGUUAGGUUUUGAGAGGUUGAUCAGCUGGGUGAGCGGCGUCGAGAACGUCCGGGAGUGUAUUGCAAUGCCGAGGUGGGCAAGAAGAAUGUUACUCUAAUGACCACUCGCUCUACAAAUGGCAUCUAAUUACAUGAAAAUUUGGUUGACUAAAGGUCCGCAUGCAGUGAGUGAACUGUACAUGUAGUAUGGAGUUCGCAGA